Molecule: messenger RNA, 1854 nt
Organism: Sporisorium graminicola
Lineage: Eukaryota; Fungi; Basidiomycota; Ustilaginomycetes; Ustilaginales; Ustilaginaceae
Exons: 1
Coding region: 1-1854 (617 amino acids)
Biological process (GO): methylation
Cellular component (GO): cytoplasm
Molecular function (GO): nucleic acid binding
Source: RefSeq, a predicted model, not a curated record
AUGGUGAUGUGCUUUCCACCCGUGCAGGAUCCAGCUUCGAUCGGCCCGCUCUACAUCCUCCAUUUCGCAACCUCGAACCAUGCCUUUCGUCUGCCAGACUUUCUAGCUGCUGCAGAAUACCUUCGCAUCCCCUUUGCCUUUGUUCCCACUCCCGCUAAAUCCGUGCUCGAGGAAUGUCGCAAGGAGCAUGACGCCACCGAGCAAGCUUCGUCCUCCAGCUACCGACCCGAUCUUCGACGACCGUUUGCACUCGCCCACCUGCCCAACGAUGAGGCCGCCGUCAACCUGCUGCGUCGUUGCGUGUCGCUUCGAUCCAUCUGGGCGCAUUGGUCCCAUGGAGGCACCUACGACGAGCUGCACGCGCGCAAUCAGCAAGAAUGCAGCCGCGCACUCUGGGGGCCGUACGUCGAGGAAGCAGAGUGUCCUUCGUGGAAGGCACACGUGUUCUCGUACAGCUAUACAAUCAGCGACAAGCGCAAGAUCGACAUCAUCCAGAGUUUCAGCUACAUGGACUUGAAGGGGAGAAUCCAGCUAAAGAACCCUUCGAUGCGAUGGGGUGUCAUGGAAGAGUUUGUCGCCCAAGAGCUCUGGCCCAGUCACCUGCGCGAUGAACACAACAAUUAUCCGGGAGCAGGCAAGGACACCGACAAAGCCGAGCGCAGGGAAGAGCUCGGCGAUCAGGAUCCGCGACUGGUGCAGAUCUUUCUCGGCAGACGUAUCGAUGUCAAGGCCGGUCCGCUGUACUCGGAGAAAGCGACAGCCGCUGCACCGAGAAAGUCGAGCGACCCCACCCAGGAAGGUCAGACGGGGAUAGCUAGGGACCUGAUCGAGAAGCUCAACCUCAAAAAGCGAGUCUACAUCGGCAACACUUCGAUGGAGUCCGAGAUGAGCUUGUUGAUGGCCAGCAUGGCGCUUGCAGGACCAGGAAAGCUGAUCUACGAUCCUUUUUCCGGCACAGGCUCGAUGCUAUAUGCAAGCGCAGUGUUCGGCGCCAUGGCAUUUGGCAGCGACAUUGAUGGAAGACCGAUGCGCGGAAAAGACAACAUCAGCGACUCGAACAGCAAGACGGGCAUCAUCAAGAGCGCAACGCAGUACGGUGUUCGUGAUCACAUCCUCGACACGGUGGUAUUCGACAUGACUCAGAACCCCUGGCGCAAGGAUCUCCUCUUCCCUGUCGACGACCCAGAGGCGGUGCAGGCAGGCAGACGACCCACGGGUGUUGUCGACGGCAUCGUCGCUGAUCCACCGUACGGCGUUCGAGCCGGAGCCAAGCGACUGGGUAAGCGAGACCCAGAAAAGCAGAGGACGGAAGGCUACUGGAUGCCCGACGGUCUCGGCCCCGGACAGGGCUGUUGGUCGCACGAGCGCUCCGAUUACAUUCCGCCCACGCGACCGUACCACUUGGAAGAUCUGGUCAACGACCUGCUCGACUACGCCUACAGCCUGCUCUGUGACGGCGGACGUCUGGUGUUCUGGUUGCCGUCGAUGAUUGACCCAGAGGAGGACGAGGAGAACGAGGGCGGCGAGAGCACUGGCUACACCAAGUCGUCUGCUGCGGUGGAACGUUCGGUAAGCAUUGACCUGCCGCAGCAUCGCCGCCCGGCCGGUCAGGGGCGAAUGCGCAUGAUCCACUACUCGUUGCAGGACUUUGGAAGGUGGGGUCGCUGGCUCAUCACCAUGGAAAAGGUGUCGCCAGAGAACGACGUGGACGACGAAGGGCUGCGAGAGCUCGAGCAGAGGUUGGGCGAGUUGGGCAAGAACAAGGACGAACGCGGGAUCUACCGUGCUGACCGUGAUCCGCUCGAGUUCCGCAACCGAUACUACCUGCCUCGAGUGUCGAAGCCGUCGCAGUGA